Amoebophrya sp. A25 is the source of this 2095-nucleotide messenger RNA. The record is from the annotation of a GenBank genome assembly. Lineage: Eukaryota; Dinophyceae; Syndiniales; Amoebophryaceae.
AGGACGAAAAUUUUCAUCGGCUUUUCUUUUUGAGUUGAUCAACUAGGAGAACCAAAAGUGGUACUAUCAACAUCAUCAGAACAAUCUUUAUCUUUCAACGCUAGCUACAAUACCUCUACAUCAAGAAAGUUGAACUAGGAGUGCGUCUUCUACGUGCUGCUGACUCAAAGCUCGAGAAAAAAAUGGCGUACUUCCGGCAGAUCAUUGCGGCCUUGAUUUGCGCUUCGAUGACGUUGUUGAUGCUCAAUUCGGUACCGACUGAAGCUGCGAGUUUCAUCUCAUCGUUGUGCGGAUGCAAGAGGCGCUUGACCGAAGCAGAUGAUCACAGCACGUCCCCAUCUACAAAAGACACAACAGAGUUGAAGACCAGCGGGACGACUACUGCUGACCUCCACGAUGAAAUCUCACAGCACGAUGCCCCCCUGCUAGAGAAGGAGGAUCCUGUCGCUGUCGCGGAGGAGAUUCACCGUGCUGCUUCUGGGUCUUGCUGGAAGUCAAUUAGUGGCUCUGGACCUGGGUCAGCCUCGAUUGAUGAACCAGAACCUCGUCAUGAAAACUUUGAGAAUCACGACGCCAAGAACUACAAGAAGGAACAGAUCGACACAAGGAUGAAGGACAAAGCCGUGGCGCAACAAUUGAAAGAACUGGAAGAAGCAAAUCGAGAGACCAGAAAGAAGCUCGUCGACCUUUCUGACGAGGCUCGACGAUGGCUAGUGGAAUCGGCAGACUGGCCAAUCUUCUCCUACAGUUGGAAUCCGUGGGAGGCACUAUCGGAGCUGAAGCGGGUCAGAAAGGAAUACGGGCGACGCGUUAGGAACAUGGAAAAUCUUUAUCUUGGGGGACUUGGAUCUGAGCUGGUCAGGAGAACAUACGAGAGGAAUAAUCGCUUUUAUUGAUAUGCAAGAAUAGCGAAGGUGUUCGACAUAGCUAGUUGGGGUGUGUACUAUAUUUCGCUGACUAUCGGUCUCCCACUUCCCUUCUCUCCAGUAUUCCGUAUUCUAUUCGUAUUCGUGGGGGCUGCGCAUCCUACACGCAGCGUAUGUGAUUGGCCAUCACAUACGGCAUUCAUAUUCUAUUCGUACUCGUAUUCACCCUAUUCCUAUUCAAGGAUUCAGUACUCUCCUCUCUUCUCUUCUUUUCCCACCCUCUCCUCCCUCGUCUCAUGACACACUAGCUCGCCAGCGGGUCCAAUCGCACGCAUUAUGCGUCUGGCUUUCUUAUUCUCACAACUCAUGUCUGAUUCGUGGUUCAAAACGAUUGGAUUCCGCUAGUGGGCUAGUCUGUCAUGUUGACAGAUUUAGCAAAAUAGUACUCACCCUUUGUAGUCUGCACCUUCAAGCAUGCGCCUCAAGCUUGAUGGAUCAUGCAUGCGGCUGACCGCCCUGGGCGAAGCAAUGGAAAAGUGGGACAAAACGAAGGCUGCACUAGAAAAGUUGCAAACUGAAAGUGCUCGUCGUACUUAACUCGAGAGGGAAAAGAGCAGGUGCCGGAGAAGUGGUGAAAAUUCAAUGCCAAAACGCCAUGGGUGUCAAGAAAAGCGGGCUAGGACCGCAAGCGUGAUUGGGUGUAUUUCUCCGGAAACGAUGAAAACUCUUGAUGUUUUGAGAAGGAGGAAGUACAAGUUCAUUCGCAAUUGAUAAAAUACUCAACUUUUGUAUUUCAGACAGGACGCUUGCUUAAGAUGCUACUUGUUGGUUACCGAUGUCGACCUUUGGGGCCUUUCUGCUAGGUCCGAUGUCGACCUUGAUGCUGGUUUUGCAACGAAGAGAAUCAAUAAAUAGGGUUGAUGUCUUCAGAUGAUUUUCUAACGAAAUAGAUGGCUUUGACUUUGUCGUGAUUCCCUCUUCUUGUGGUUCUCUUGACUUUGUGGUUCUCUUUUCUUUGGGAAUCACCGCAAUCAGUACUUGAUAAUAUGGGGUCCACCUACUUACAACAACUCCAACGAAAAACAAAAAUGUUCGUGUUUUCCCCGAAGAAAUAAUGGCCAAGUAGUGUUUUUCGCGACGUUGCCUUCAACUUCAUUGGCUGACUAACCACAACCUAGUGAUGGGAAGAAGCGCGAUGUUGUCAAAAACUGAAAGACAUAACAUCAAUG